This is a messenger RNA of Oncorhynchus gorbuscha (pink salmon), 1655 nucleotides long. RefSeq names its product PRELI domain-containing protein 1, mitochondrial-like. The transcript is spliced from 6 exons. Gene Ontology annotation, biological process: phospholipid transport. Bases 199 to 834 code for a protein of 211 amino acids. The record is from RefSeq and is a predicted model, not a curated record. Gene Ontology annotation, cellular component: mitochondrial intermembrane space. NCBI's taxonomy places the organism in Eukaryota, Metazoa, Chordata, Actinopteri, Salmoniformes, Salmonidae. Gene Ontology annotation, molecular function: phosphatidic acid transfer activity.
CCUUCCUUACACCCUCCUCGCACCGGAUAUGUCGUUGUUGCUGACCUUCCGCCCCAAGUCAGUUUGUCAUGUAGCUGCAAGCUACAUUCUUCUAAAAGUAGUAGAAAAUGCACUUAUCUCCGCUGUAAAUGGUGUUGCCAACAAGCAGGUAUUUGCCAAAGUGUAAGUUACAUAUGAAGUCAUCAAUUUUCGGGAACAAUGGUGAAGUACUUUGCCUGCGUGGGUCAUCUGAAAAGUUCCUGGGACCAAGUCUGCAUCGCUUUCUGGGAGCGAUACCCCAACCCCUACAGUAACCAUGUCCUAACGGAGGACAUCAUCUUCAGGGAAGUAACUCCCGGUAACCGUCUGGUCUCUAGGCGACUGCUGACCAAAACUAACCGCGCUCCUCGCUGGAUGGAGAAGUACCUGCCGGUUACCAUGGCCAGGCACGCCUACAUCAUCGAGGAUUCCAUCGUGGACCCCCAGAACAGAACCAUGACAACGCUGACUUGGAACAUCAGCCACGCACGAAUGAUGUCUGUGGAGGAGCGUUGUGAGUACAGAAUUAACCCUGACAACACCAGCUGGACGGAGAUUAACAGAGAGGCCUGGAUCUCGUCUAACAUCUACGGGCUCUCCAGAGCUAUACAGGAAUUCGGCCUUGCCCGGUUCAAGACCAGUGUUACCAAGACCAUGAAAGGGUUUGAAUACGUCCUGGCCAAAAUGCAAGGUGAUACCCCCUCCAGGACCCUGGCUGAGCAUGCUGCAGAGAGGGCCAGGGAGACGGCUCUGGUAGCUAAAGAGAAAGCCAAAGGCCUGGCCUCACAGGCUCACAAGAAACAACAGUAUGUCUGAGCUGCCAGUGUAGGGUGAAGUUUCCCCUGGAUGCUGAUGUGUUUAGGAUUGGCGCAGGCGAAGCUGAUCCUAGAAACUUAAACCCAGAAUGCGAGGUGCCAGUGGGAGGAAGUAGACAUUGGCCACUGUCAGUCCUGCCUUGAUUCAAAGACUUUAUCUGGGAUGGAUUGAGCCUGCCUGGCUGGCACUAUUUGAACCCAGGUCUGGUUGUCCCUACUCAGAUCUGGGAUCAGAUCUUAUUGAGGUAUGGGAAUCUGAUCCUAGAUCUGUGGGUAUGGAUGCAAAAUCCGUUAACCAAAAUUACCAGGUUUUCCAGAAAUUGAAAGAUUAGCCUAAGAAGGAAAUCCGGAAUCCUCCAACCAGGAUUUCUGGAAAACCUGGUCGUUUUGUGAAUGUUUCUGUAAUUGUGACUCUAGGUGUGACAGUGAUCUAGGGGAUGAACCAUUUAGUUAAAGACAAUUUUAUGCAGAAUCUGAUCAAAUGGUGGAGGCCAUAUGGAGGGUGCGACGAGGCUCCGGAGACGUGCAGAGGCCGAAUCAAGCUCCAUACCGCAUCGCUGUGCACCUCUCAAAUGUUGCAACAAUGUGGAGGGCUCCGCAUAGACAUGAUUGGUUGACGGGAGGUCCUGUAUAAACAACCUAACUCCCUCGACAACUUCCUUCACAACAGCUCUGGGAAGCUCCAAAAAGUAUGUUUGCUCUGACUUCGGCAGAGGCUGCAUCACAGUAACGCGCUGUGCUGCCGCGACACAGUAACGCGCUGUGCUGCCGCGACACAGUAACGCGCUGUGCUGCCGCGACACAGUAACGCGCUGUGCUGCU